AUGGAAAGCAAGAGCACAGAUGGAAAGCAAGAGCACAGAUGGAAAGCAAGAGCACAGAUGGAAAGCAAGAGCACAGAUGGAAAGCAAGAGCACAGAUGGAAAGCAAGAGCACAGAUGGAAAGCAAGAGCACAGAUGGAAAGCAAGAGCACAGAUGGAAAGCAAGAGCACAGAUGGAAAGCAAGAGCACAGAUGGAAAGCAAGAGCACAGAUGGAAAGCAAGAGCACAGAUGGAAAGCAAGAGCACAGAUGGAAAGCAAGAGCACAGAUGGAAAGCAAGAGCACAGAUGGAAAGCAAGAGCACAGAUGGAAAGCAAGAGCACAGAUGGAAAGCAAGAGCACAGAUGGAAAGCAAGAGCACAGAUGGAAAGCAAGAGCACAGAUGGAAAGCAAGAGCACAGAUGGAAAGCAAGAGCACAGAUGGAAAGCAAGAGCACAGAUGGAAAGCAAGAGCACAGAUGGAAAGCAAGAGCACAGAUGGAAAGCAAGAGCACAGAUGGAAAGCAAGAGCACAGAUGGAAAGCAAGAGCACAGAUGGAAAGCAAGAGCACAGAUGGAAAGCAAGAGCACAGAUGGAAAGCAAGAGCACAGAUGGAAAAACAGAAGCCACUGAUCUCAAUCCUGCACCUCUAUUGCCUGCAGCUGAAACAGAGCUGUCCCUGGCAGGUUACAAUGAACUUUUUAUUGAAGUGUUUGCACUGAAGAAACCGUUAUCUCCAAAAGUGAACACCAGAUCAACCGUUUCACUCCUCUGCUCUCAGACCCACACACAGAUCGGCUCCCACCAUCAGCAACCAUCAAAUGCCAUGUGGUAA
Molecule: messenger RNA, 813 nt
Organism: Schistocerca piceifrons (Central American locust)
Lineage: Eukaryota; Metazoa; Arthropoda; Insecta; Orthoptera; Acrididae
Product: mucin-20-like
Exons: 3
Coding region: 1-813 (270 amino acids)
Source: RefSeq, a predicted model, not a curated record